AUGCCUUCCAAACCCAAACCUCUCAAACCUCCAAGACACACACCCAAAGUCGUUGCGAUCAUUCUUUGCUUUAGCAUCCUUCGAGUUAACGACAAAGUUGUGUCUGAGCUAAUCAAGUUGAAAGACCCUGGCACCGUAGAAAUCGAAGCCAUAGAGUGUCAAGCACGCCGCGGGUUCCACGAAAGGUCUGACUUCCCCAACCGAGGAAUGACCAAGGCGGGAGUCGGCGAGUUAGUUGCACGAAAAGUCGUUCCGGACUAUGACGAGAUCAUAGCUAUCACCGAAAUAGACGGAGAAUGUGAGGAAGUGCUCAGCAAGCAUUCGGAUAUUCCACUGGCAGAGUUGAAAGAUGGUAUCAAGGAGAUUAGAGCCGCAGCUAUGAAGACACUGAACAUCGGGUGCGACUACGACAUUGGCCAGGACUUUAUUCAAGGGAAUCAACCGCGAUCGCCUUCACAAGAUUUCAAGGAGUAUGUAGUCGAAAGCCAAUUUCGCCCCUUACCGACAUGGUUCCAAGAACAAGCCAUCGCCGUCGCAAGCAUUCAAGAAAUGGUCAUCCGAUCCCGUUUUAGGCCGUGA
Molecule: messenger RNA, 579 nt
Organism: Letharia columbiana
Lineage: Eukaryota; Fungi; Ascomycota; Lecanoromycetes; Lecanorales; Parmeliaceae
Exons: 2
Coding region: 1-579 (192 amino acids)
Source: RefSeq, a predicted model, not a curated record